AUGGCUUCCAUCAAGUUAUGGCUGGAGAAUGGGACAAAACAGAAGGAAAUCCAAGCACCUAAAAACAACAGGUGGAUUGCUCCUCCAUUAGAUGUAUUCAAAGUUAAUUGGGAUGCUGCCAUUGAUAAAGGCAACUCGAGGUUGGGGAUUGGUGUGAUGGUUAGGAACUCAGAAGGAGCUGUUAUGGCAUCAUUGUGUUCAUCGAUGGACUUGUUCCCGAAUCCACUUCUUGGUGAGGCUGUAGCAGCUCGAAGGGCUUCUUCGUUUUGUGCAGAAUUGGGAUUACAACAUAUUAUUCUUGAAGGUGACUCUCUAUCUGUGGUGAAGGCUAUUCAACACAAAGAGGAUAGUUGGAGUGAUACUGGUCUUGUUAUUAGAGACAUUAAGGUCAUGCUAUCCAAGUUUCUUUCCUGGUCUGUUCUACAUGUCCAUAGGGAAGUUAAUGUAAUUGCACAUCAUUUGGCAAAGUUUGCUCUUAGUUGCCAAGAUGAUUGUAUACUUAUUGAGGACUAUCCUCCUUGUAUCCAGCACUUGUUUUGA
This is a messenger RNA of Juglans microcarpa x Juglans regia, 540 nucleotides long. RefSeq lists its product as uncharacterized. Lineage: Eukaryota; Viridiplantae; Streptophyta; Magnoliopsida; Fagales; Juglandaceae. Gene Ontology annotation, molecular function: RNA-DNA hybrid ribonuclease activity; nucleic acid binding. The coding region runs from base 1 to 540 and encodes 179 amino acids. The transcript has a single exon. The record is from RefSeq and is a predicted model, not a curated record.